Penicillium taxi is the source of this 1011-nucleotide messenger RNA. Its product is annotated as NAD(P)H-quinone oxidoreductase. The coding region runs from base 1 to 1011 and encodes 336 amino acids. NCBI's taxonomy places the organism in Eukaryota, Fungi, Ascomycota, Eurotiomycetes, Eurotiales, Aspergillaceae. The record is from RefSeq and is a predicted model, not a curated record. Gene Ontology annotation, molecular function: oxidoreductase activity. The transcript is spliced from 4 exons.
AUGAGCCUGACUAUGCGUGCUGUCGUUAUUAAGGGUGGCAAGGGUCCUGCAACAGCUCUAUCCAUCGACGAUAAAGCUGAACAGCCCACUCCAGCCCUAGGCCAAGCACUAGUAAAGGUCAAGGCAUUCGGUUUGAACCGUAUGGACCUGUUACAACGGGAAGGACUGUACCCAGUGCCCCCACAGGCACCAGCGACACUCGGUGUUGAGUUUUCUGGCGUUGUGGAGAAACUUGGUGAGAAUGCAUCUGGUGAUUUUAAAAUCGGAGAUGAAGUGUUUGGACUUGCUUAUGGCGGUGCCUAUGCUGAGUACAUUGUCGUUUCAACCAAGAUGUUGAUUCACAAGCCGGCGGUGCUGUCAUGGGAAGAGGCUGCCGGUGUACCAGAGACCUGGAUCACGGCAUCGCAGGCUCUAUUCCUGAUCGGUGACUUUCAGGCUGGUCAGUCCGUGCUAUGGCACGCAGGAGCGUCGUCAGUCUCUAUUAGCGGCAUCCAGCUAGCCAAGAUAGCCGGAGCAAAGGCCAUCUAUGCGACCGCGGGAUCGCAAGAAAAGAUCGAUUUCCUAGAGAAGGAGCUCGGCGUGACUGCCGCAUUCAACUACAAGACCCAAGACUGGGCAGCCGAGAUCCAAAAGGUAACGGGCGGCGAAGGAGUAAACCUCACCGUCGACUUCGUCGGUGCGCCCUACUUCCAGGGCGACCUGAACGUAGCUGCUCGAGACGGGCGUGUCGUGCUCCUGGGUCUUAUGGGCGGUACCACUCUUCCCGACGGAGUCAACAUCGCCCCGCUACUCGCAAAGCGCAUCCGAUUUGAGGGUAGUACUCUACGCAGCCGAGACGAGGUGUACCAGGGUAAGCUGCGGGAUACACUUGUAUCGCAUGCGCUACCAAAGUUCAUCGACGGCACAUUCAAGGUGUUUGUGGAGAAAGUAUUUCCGUUCGAGGAUAUUGUCCAGGCGCAUCAGUUGAUGGAGACCAAUACUACCAAGGGAAAAAUCAUCUGUGUGAUUUGA